AUGAAUAACUCAACUGACGGGGAAUACCCCUCCCUGAGGGCAACGGCAGAUAUCCUCGACAAAGCCUCGGUGUGUUUUUCCCUGAUCACCGGAAUUCCCGGAAAUCUGUUCAUCUUUCUGACCGUUUCGUCAUUUCCGGCCACUGUAGCUAGAUUCCACUUUCAGCUACUGGCAGCAAUGGACUCCAUUUCCUUGUGCCUCCUGGCUUCUAUCAGGAUCAUUGAUUGGUACGAACUGGUGGUGAUCAACAGCAGAUACGUCUCGGUGAUCUGGAAAGUCUACUUCAAUAUUGCUUACUUCACAAGCGUCUACGCCAACUGGGUUCUAGUCUACAUCGCUAUGGAGCGAUUGAUUGCUCUGCGAUAUCCUUCUCAAGUUUCCAUCUACCUGACCGUCCCCAGGGCGAAAGCUAAUGCCGUUGUCACAGCCCUGUUAAUGGCUUCCUUCUGCGGUAUUGUUACCGUAAAAAUGCACUAUUUUGGAAUCGCUUGGCUUGUGAUCUAUACAACUUUCUACACAGCAUUUCCCUUGUUGAUUGUGUUCAUCAUCAUAUGGUUACUGCUAGGAACAAUGGAGGAACAAAGGAGGGAUAGAAAGCUUCGGGAAAAAGAGCGGGAAAAACACAACCAUCAUCAUCAUCAUCAUCAUAAGGACGGGUAUAAAACGCCGUUAUCUGCAGUCACGCCUACAGGGGCUGCUCUUCAUUCGCCGAUAGGAGGACUGACUCCUACAGGUCACCACACACCAACCAUGACCAAGUCGAUCAGUGGACUGUCCAAGCACAGCGCCUAUGCUGUAGCCAUCAAACACGACAAACACGUUCCGGGGGUAACAACGUCUGUCAGUCGCCAAAGCAUGACGCUAACCUUCACCGGCAACCCGAGAAAAUCCAACGCGACGUCAGAACUACACCACGAACCCCCAGAGAUCCAAGCGAAAAGAGCCAAAGAGAAGAAGGAAAUUGAAAGCUGCUACACGUUCAUGAUGCUGGCCUUGUCGGUGACCUUCGUUCUGCUGACAAUUCCUUACACCGCAGUGGAAUAUAUCUACGUGACAUCCGAGAGGGUCAUCACAGACAUAUUUGACGAGAAGCAGGCUCAGAUGUACCUCAUCAUCGUCAUUGCUCUGACUUUUAUGUUUGUUGAGCACUCGUGCAACUUCUAUGUCUUCUUCCUCUGUUCCAGAAGAUUCCGGCAACAGUUUAUGCGCGUCGUCUUUAGAAGAUCGCCCGCUGAUGACGGUUCUAAGGAGCAUGAGCAAACCAAAUCUUUCGUGUAA
Candidula unifasciata is the source of this 1278-nucleotide messenger RNA. NCBI's taxonomy places the organism in Eukaryota, Metazoa, Mollusca, Gastropoda, Stylommatophora, Geomitridae. The record is from the annotation of a GenBank genome assembly.